Messenger RNA from Leptopilina heterotoma, 1559 nucleotides. Its product is annotated as inactive pancreatic lipase-related protein 1-like. The transcript is spliced from 8 exons. Gene Ontology annotation, molecular function: triacylglycerol lipase activity. Gene Ontology annotation, biological process: lipid metabolic process. The record is from RefSeq and is a predicted model, not a curated record. Bases 210 to 1394 code for a protein of 394 amino acids. NCBI's taxonomy places the organism in Eukaryota, Metazoa, Arthropoda, Insecta, Hymenoptera, Figitidae.
UAUUGUAUAAAUAAAAUUAGCAUUGAUAUUGAUGCUUGGAAAUUUUUAAUCUGACGCACUUUUUUUUGAUAAAAUUAUUUUUAAAAAUUCAAUUCAAUUGCUGCGUGCAUUUUUUAUAUUUUUUCCCAAUGCCAAAAAGCAAACUGAAUAAACAAAAUCUGCAGUAAUUUAUUAAUCAUGGAAUAUUUAAUCUGGUCUGCCAACUAUAUAUGCAUCUGAAUUUGUCGAAAGUAAAAAAAAAUAUUAAAAUGAAAUUAAAUACUUUUUAUUUGUUUCUUACUUUUUGGCUAGCCGAUGGGGUUUUUCUAGAUCCCAUUUGUUAUGACGAUUUAGGAUGUUUCGAUAUCAAUUAUCCGUGGUUUACGUUUCUCAGACCAUUUCCACCACCAAUGUCACCGAAGAGAGUUGGAACAACUGUUUAUUUUGCCGACAGAAACCAUCCAGAAAAAUUUGAAAUCAAAACGUGGCCUCAAAUAAAAAUUGCUCCGCAUUAUAGGGAAAGAAGACCAACAGUAAUAUUAACUCACGGACUUAGUAGUGACGCAAAUACAGAAUGGAUGAAAAAUCUCACGGAUUCAUUUUUACAUAAGGAUGACUAUAAUAUUUUUCUUAUCAGUUGGGAAUUGGGUGCUUCUUAUAAUUAUUUGCAAGCAGCUUCAAACACGAGAGUCGCAGCUGCUGAAAUCGUUAGAUUAAUUCGUCAUUUAAAAUUACAUUAUACAAUCGAUUUGUCAAAAUUCCAUUUAAUGGGUCACAGUUUAGGGGCUCAUAUUAUGUCUUACGUUGGAAAAGAGAUUAAAGGAAUUGGCCGACUUACAGCUUUGGAUCCUGCACAACCGGGUUUUCAGGGAAAGAAUCCUCUCGUCAGAUUAGAUAAUUCGGAUGCAAAAUUUGUCGACGUUAUACAUACAGAUGGAAAACCAUUUUGUCCAUUUAUGGGCCUCGGAAUGGGAGUGAGCGUUGGGACUGUUGAUUUUUUCGUCAACGGAGGCGAGGCACAACCCGGUUGUUUAUUUGAUGGAAAACUUUACAAUAUUACGACAAUUUUCGACAUUGUGGAAAUUACUAUUGACGUUAUUUACAAUUUAGCGACAUGCAGUCACUCACGAGCAGCUCGUUACAUGGCCGUUGCAAUUAGAGACGAUUGCAAAAUGUGGGGAUAUCGUUAUAACGCGACAUAUUCAAAUCAUCGUUUCGAAAAUUUUAUAAUGCAAGAAACAUGCACACCAGAUCAUUGCAAUCUCAUGGGUUUGAAAACACCCAAAUAUCCCGCACGAGGAAAUUUCGCCGUACGAACAACAGGAAAUUAUCCAUUCUGUGUCAAAGACCAUAAAGCGACGAAACUAAUGGACAAAUCGAAAUGGUCUCCAUGGGAUUUAAUUUGGGGAAAGUAAGAGAAAAAUUAAAAUAAAAUAAAGCCUUUGUGAAUUAAAAUUAUGUUUUAAAUUAUUUAAAAAAAAAUUAAAUUAAGAAUCUUAGGAGACAAUACGAUAUAUUUCAUAAACAUGAAAAUUGUAAAAGCACGAUUUAAAUACAUUAAAUGUAUAAAUAUAACUAGA